Messenger RNA from Cavia porcellus (domestic guinea pig), 3506 nucleotides. RefSeq names its product liprin-alpha-1-like. Lineage: Eukaryota; Metazoa; Chordata; Mammalia; Rodentia; Caviidae. The coding region runs from base 1 to 2241 and encodes 746 amino acids. The transcript has 19 exons. Gene Ontology annotation, cellular component: presynaptic active zone. The record is from RefSeq and is a predicted model, not a curated record. Gene Ontology annotation, molecular function: protein binding. Gene Ontology annotation, biological process: synapse organization.
AUGCCGCCACAGGUGCGCUGCCGCAAUCCCAACACUGGGGUCUUCGGAGUGACCCGCAACAGUUUAGAACCCAUCCCUCGAGACCUCGGGGGUCCUGCUAGGCGCGCGCAGGACCAACCGCCAACAGAGGGCCUGGCUGAGAGCAUGCUUCUUGGGGGUCACGAGGCUGAGGACCUGGACAAAUUCCCUUUUCAGCUGGUUGCAGAGACGGAGGACAAAAACCGCCAGUUACAGGAGCGCCUGGAGCUGGCUGAGCAGAAGCUGCAGCAGACCUUGAGGAAAGCAGAGACACUUCCUGAGGUGGAGGCAGAGCUGGCCCAAAGAGGGGCAGCGCUGUCCAAGGCUGAAGAGAGACAUGGCAACAUUGAAGAGAGGCUACGGCAGAUGGAGGCGCAGCUGGAGGAGAAGAACCAAGAGCUGCAGCGGGCAAGGCAGAGAGAAAAGAUGAAUGAAGAACAUAAUAAACGUUUAUCAGACACUGUUGACAAGCUGCUUUCAGAGUACAAGGAGACACUUGAGCUGCAUCUGAAGGAGAAAAUGGCUGCUCUGGAAGAUAAGAAUUCUCUAUUACGAGAAGUUGAAAAUGCAAAAAAACAAUUAGAAGAAAUGCAACAUGAUAAGGAGCAGCUUGUCCUGAAUAUUGAAGCCCUCAGAGCAGAGCUGGACCAGAUGAGACUGAGAGGGCCUUCACUCCACCUUGGCCGCCCCCACUUGGGCAGCGUCCCAGAUUUCAGGCUCCCCAUGGCAGAUGGGCACACGGAUGCCUACAGCACCAGCGCAGUGUUGCGACGCCCCCAGAAAGGCCGACUGGCAGCGCUGCGAGACGAGCCUUCCAAGGCAAGGCUUGAAGAAGUACGAAAUGACAAGACAACGAUAAAAUGUGAAACUUCUCCCUGCUCUCCGAAGUCCCUUCGGCUAGGCAGGCUGCACAUGGGGGCUUUGCACACAGUCAGCCACGAGGACGUCAGGGACAUGCGAAACUCAACAGGUGCCCAGGAUGGUCCUGUGAGCAAUCCCAGUAGCAGUGACCGCAGGCAGGACUCGCUCCACAGAGCCCCAAAGAAGAAGGGCAUCAAGUCCUCCAUUGGUCAUUCGUUUGGCAAAAAGGAAAAGGGUCGGCCUGGACAAACUGGCAAAGAAUCAGCAGGACAAGCUGGUGUUUCUGAGACAGAAAACUCAUCUCAGGAUGCCUGCAGACUUAGCAAAUUGGGAGGAAAGGCUGAAAAAAAUCGUAAACUACAAAAAAAGCAUGAGUUGCUGGAGGAAGCCCAGAGGCAAGGCUUACCAUUUGCACAGUGGGACGGGCCAACCCUGGCUGCAUGGCUGGAGCUCUGGGUUAGGAUGCCCGCUUGGUAUGUGGCUGCCUGCAGAGCAAAUGUGAAAAGUGGGGCUAUCAUGUCAGCCCUGUCAGACACAGACCUCCAGCGAAAGAUUGGCAUCAGCAACCCCCUGCACAGACUGAAGCUGAGGCUGGCCAUCCAGGAGAUCACAUCUCUCACCAGCCCAUCGGCCACACCCACAUCGAGAAAGACACUUGCAUAUGGGGACAUGAACCACGAGUGGAUUGGCUACAAGUGGCUGCCCAGCCUGGGCCUCGCUCAGUACCGAAGCUAUUUCAUGGAGUGCCUUGUGGAUGCUCGGAUGCUGGACCACCUGACAGAGAAAGACCUGUGGGGGCAGCUGAAAAUGGUGAACAGGUUUCACAGGAACAGCUUUCAGUGCGGACUUACGUGCCUGCGAAGGUUAAAUUAUGAUCAGAAAGAACUGGAAAGAAGAAGAAAAGAAAGUCAGGAUGAAGUUAAAGAUGUGCUUGUUUGGACCAAUGAUCGAGUGAUUCACUGGGUCAUAUCCAUUGGCCUUAAAGAAUAUGCAAACAACCUCAAAGAGAGUGGGGUUCAUGGUGCACUGCUGGCCUUAGAUGAAACCUUCACUUACAACAAACUGGCCCUGUUGUUACAGAUCCCCAGAGAGAAAAGAAAGGAUCGAAAUGUCUUGGAAAAAGAAUUUGCCAACCUUUUGCUCCUGGGGACUGACAGACAUUUUGAUGACGAGAAUAACAAAAACUGUAGGAGAGCAUCUUCAUGGAGAAAGGAGUUUAGAUCAAAGGACAUUCGCAGCGUGGCAGAUGGGUCAUCAGAGACACUCCCUGCAAACUUCCGAGUCUCUUCUUCCAUGUCUUCCCCCUCUUUGCAGUCAAAGAAGAUCCAGAUGGACGUUUACCCACACUACUUCUACAGAUGAUAUGCAGCAUUUUGAACCCAACAGAGACUACAUUUUUAAUUCAGUGGAAUCGCUAUCUGUUAAUACUUCUUACAUGGACUCCUAAGAUAUUUUAUUACAGAGUUUUUAGUUAGUAAAUAGUUCAUGAAUACUAUAGAGAAAAAAUGUUAGAAUUUAAUGUUUCUUAUAUUUAUAUAACCUUAGGACUUUUCAUUUAUAUAUUUACUCACUUUUUCAUGUAUAUCUAGGCUAUAAAUAUCUCUCAAAUCAAUUCAUGUUCUUAUACCUAAUUUUAGUCUUUCAAAUGAAUGUAUAAAUCCUGUGAACAAAUACGGGGCUUUUGUAAAUUGUGCUCUUAUGCUAUCACUGUUUAAUAUUUUAAUGAUAAGCCAUCACAGAAAUAAGGAUUUUACAACCUUUAUAAAAUUGUCAUGAUAUAAGCAAUGUGCAUUAUCCUUCGCCUUGUUCUACAUCAGUCAUUUGGAAAUCAGCAGACUUCAUUCCAAGCAGUUGUCAUAUUUAGAGGUUGACUGACCCUAACUGUCCUUUUUCUAGCAAGAAAUCAGCAUGUAAAAAGUCGGGACUGACCCGUUACACCAGAGCACUAUAGAACUUUCUUAGCACUGGUUCCCUUUUCCCCAUCCUGACUCUGGACUUGGGGAGCUUGUCUUCAGAGGCUUGAGCAGAAGCCAUGAGCUGGGAGUUGCUCUCAGCAGGGCUGGAGUGGCCAGGGGCCAACCCCAGCCUGGCACCUUCUCUGCCUCUUUCCUGUGAGCAUGUGGAAGGUGCCUCCAACUAUUUUUGCAGACCAAUCACUGAGCACUGUGCACACAUCUCACAGACAUUGGUGCAUGAGCAGAUGAAAGCAGGAAACCCUGAAAAUAAAGUUGUACAGCUCUAACGAAUAAAGGCCUUGUUUUUCAUAUGUGAGUCACCUUUUCACAUUGGUUUGUAAACAUGUUUCAACAAAGAAUGUAGUCAUAGCCAACUUGGAUUGUACAAGUAGCAAAUGUAAUAUACUUUUCACUGGCAUAUUCAAAAGCCAGCAAGGAAGGAGUCAGAUUACUGUGCGUGUUAUUCAUUAUGCAACUGAUACAUAGGUAGAGGCAGCAUGCCUUUUUAAUUUACUUUGUACUUUCAAUCCAUUGGUAAAGUUCAUUGUUACCUCUUUUUCUAUUAAACUUUUGUGAACUCUCUCAGGAUGUAACAAAGUGUACAGUCUACUUUUGAACUAUUUUUAUCACAGUAUUAUUUAUUGCUUUCUUUCAAUAAAGUUCUGAAACAUU